AUGCUCUUCCUCUCGAGCUCCCUCCCCCGCACCGUCCUCACUCUCGGCAUGGCGAUUGACUCCUCGGCUUCCGUUUCCGAGGACAAGGGCUUUAACUUCGCGGUCGAGCUCGACCCCCAGACCUUCGAUGCCGUCGAUGCCUUCAGAUUCGAUCAUGAUACCUCUAACGUCGACUUCACCACUCAAGAACUCGAUCUCGACAACCCGGAGAACGACGGCCCUGAUAAUGACGACUCCAAAGAUGUCGACUUCACGAACACGCUCUCUCGCCGCGGUUUGGAGCCCGUGCUCUUCCCGGUGCUCUCCUGCGAAACAAGCGAUGCCUCUCCCUAUGUAAAGGAUGUCUACGACAUCGCCGAUUGGGUGGGGAACCGCAAACUGCAGGGACAAUGGGACUGCAGGCAAACGAACAUAGGCGGUUCCAAGUGCCACCGAGUCCAGUGGUCCGGCAGUGCAGAGGCUGCUCUCUGUGGCCCCUAUGGACUGGUAGUGCGCUGCAAUGUGUUUGCCGAUAGGGUCAGAACUAUUGCCGACCGCUGUGCUCGUAAAGGAAAGGCGGGGGGGAAACUCGUAUUCACUACCAGCGGCGCUUCCAUCAUCGUGUAUCACAAGUCGAGAUAG
This is a messenger RNA of Morchella importuna, 621 nucleotides long. RefSeq lists its product as uncharacterized. The record is from RefSeq and is a predicted model, not a curated record. The transcript has a single exon. NCBI's taxonomy places the organism in Eukaryota, Fungi, Ascomycota, Pezizomycetes, Pezizales, Morchellaceae. The coding region runs from base 1 to 621 and encodes 206 amino acids.